Messenger RNA from Plasmodium adleri (nom. inval.), 4509 nucleotides. RefSeq names its product transcription factor with AP2 domain(s). The record is from RefSeq and is a predicted model, not a curated record. Gene Ontology annotation, molecular function: DNA-binding transcription factor activity. NCBI's taxonomy places the organism in Eukaryota, Apicomplexa, Aconoidasida, Haemosporida, Plasmodiidae. Gene Ontology annotation, biological process: regulation of DNA-templated transcription. The transcript has a single exon. Bases 1 to 4509 code for a protein of 1502 amino acids.
AUGAGUAAUCCAUUUAAUUCUUUCGAAAAUAUUAAAGGAGACAAUGAUAAUCAAAGUGGAUAUGAAAAAAUGAAUGAAUACCUCAAUGCUAAUCAAAAUAUAAAUCUGAAUGAAUCUACAAAAGACCAUAUUAAUAUUAAAAAUGAUGAUGUUAUAAUUAAAAAUAAUAAUGUAUGUAAUGAUUCUCACUAUGAAAGUGAUAAAAUGUGUAAUGAUACUAACAAAUAUUAUAUAACACCUAAUGAUAAUGAAAAUAUAAAUAGCAAUAAUCAUAUACACAAUAUGAAUGAAAUUUUUUUAGAGAAUAAAAUGAAUAAUGAAGAGGAUAAUAAAAUAUUAAAUAAUAUAACAGAAUAUAAAAUGAAUGAUCAACAUGAGAACCAAAUAAAUGAUUCGAAUGAUGGAUUAAUAAAAGAGAAUAUAAUUAAUUUUCAUAAUAGUAAUGAAAAUAUUCAAAUGGAUAAUAUAAAUGAUGAUGUAAUGAGAGAUUGUUUGGAUAUCUCAAAUUAUGAACAGGAUAAUAUGAACGUAUGUGAUGAAGCAAAAAAAAAUGAAUCAUUGAAAUAUAAUUCAGAGAAUGAUAAAAAUUCAGAAAAAGAAAUUGAACUGGAUAUAUCUAUUAAUUGUGAUAAUACAAAUAUUAUAAACAGUACAAAUAAUAAUAACAAUAAUAAUGAUAAUAUUAAAUAUAGUUCUGGUUAUGAAAUUAAAUAUAUUAGUGAAGAAGAAAAGGAAAAAAAUAAUGUGGUCACACAAGAAAAUGUUAAUUAUGAAGAUAAUACAAUUAAAAAUAAUUGUGAUUAUUUUAAAGAAACUGAUCAAAAUGUUGUUGAUACAAAAAUAGACAACAUCAAUGUUGUUAAUGAAGAAAGUGAAAUGUGGAAUGAAUCAUAUGUUAAUAAUAAUAAUAAUAUUAUAAAUAAUGCAAACGUAUUAGAUGUUGUUCAUAAUAAUAUGUUAUCAAAUGAUCCUAUGUUUAUAAACUCUCAUGUUUCAUCAAAGGAUGAAGAAAAACAAAAUGGUGAUAAUUUAAACAACCAUAUUAUUAAUGAUACCAUAGACAAGGAAGAAGAGAAAUAUAUGAACAACGAAUCAUCUAUUAUGAUAAAUAAAGAUAAUUAUAGUAAUAUCAAUUCUACAUUGAAUAAUGAAAAUAUAUAUGACACUAUAGAUUAUGAACCCAAACAAAUUUGUAGCGAUAGUGAUACAUAUACAUACAAUAAUAUAAAUAAUAAUGAUAUAGAAAAUAUAACAAACACAGAAAUAUAUAAAAAUGAUUUUAAUAUGAUAAACGAACAAUUUGUAGACAAAGAAAAUUAUCAUGAUGAUAAGGGUGACAAUAUAAAUGUUGAACAUUCUAGUUUAUUUAUAAAAAAUGAAUUAACUUCCUUGUCUCAAAAUGAUGUAAAUGUGAAUGCAACAAAUGAAGUUAUGGUUUCUUCUGGAAUUGAACAAAAUAUAUUGAACAAUGAACUUAAUAAUGAUGAUUUUAUAAAUAAUCAAAAUAAUGAACAGCAGGAUGAAAAUAAGGAAGAUCAAAUGGAUAGUGACAUAAAUGAGAAAAAAAAAAUAUAUAACGAUAAAAAUAUAAAUCAUAACAAUGAUAUGAAUAAUAUGAAUGAUAACAAUGAUCAUAAUGAUUAUAAUAUGGACACAAAACAAAAUAAGCAAGACAAAGAAGAAGAUAAAAUAAAUCCAUCCAAUGAAAUAAAUGAUACAUUUACACUUAAUAAGUUUGAAGAAAAUAAUAUACCAAAGAAUAUGAAUCCUGGAUAUAUCGAACAAAAGGUAAGUAAUGAUACAAUGAUAAGUGAUGUUGUAAUGAAUGAAGUGGAAACAAACAACAGCAACAAUAAUAAUAAUAAUAAUAAUAAUAAUAAUAUGAAAAAUAUUGUUAAAAAAAUUAGCCAAGAUACUAUAAUUGUUGAUGUUAAUGAUGAAUUAUUAGAUCCCAAUACAAAUAAUAAUUUUAUAAAAAAAAAAGUUAGUGAAGAUACUAUUGUCAGUGCAAUGCAAAGUGAAAGAAAGGAAGGAAAAAAAAAUAAAAGAGCAGCAAAUAAAAUGAAUGAACAAAAGGUAUUGACCCCUACAAAAAAUUUGGAAAAUGAUGUGAGUCCAAUAGGAAGUGUAAGCAAAACGAGACAAACAAGAAAAAGUGGAAAUAUGAGUAAAAUGAAACAAAUUGAUCAAAUGAAACAAAUUAAUCAAUUAAACCAAUUAAAUCAAUUAAACCAAUUAAAUCAAUUAAACCAAUUAAAUCAAUUAAAUCAAUUAAACCAAUUAAACCAAUUAAACCACAUGAACAAUAUAUAUCACAUGAAUAAUUCUAAUCCAGUUAAAGAUGGAUACAACUCCAAUCUCAUGAAUGGAGAUAAUAUGAACAACUACAUUAAAAUGAAUGAUUUCAAUGGAGAUAUGGAUUGUACGUAUUCACAAAUUGGAGAAAAAAAAAAUUAUAUAAGAAAUAACGUGAAGGGUAGAGAAAUUAUAAAUAUUAAUAAUGACAAAUAUUUACAAUGGUUUGAUACUAUUUACACUGUAUGUGUAAAAUUAGAUGAUUUAUGUUGUAGGAUGAGUGGUACAUUUCCUCAUUCAAUGAAUAUAUGGGAAAGAGAAGGAAAAAUUAAUAUGCAUACAUUAAAAUCAGCAUUUUAUAAAUAUGAAGAUAUGAAAUUAAAUCUACAUAAUAAUGAUGAAGCAGAUAAAUCUGUUAUGAUGAGUGCGAAUUAUGGAGGAAAUAAUAAUGCAGAUUGUAUUGAUAGUAAUUAUAUGAAAUCUAAUUAUAUGUCUCCAAAUAUAAUGAAUAAAAAUAAUGAACUCAAAAUAAAGAGAAUAAAAAAAUAUAAUAUGGAUGAUAAUAAUAUGUCAAUGUAUACAAAAAAUGGUAUAAAUAAACAAUUAAAUGUAACAAAUGAUGAUAGGAAAAAUUAUGCUUCAAAUGAUGCUUAUGUUUCAAAUGAUCAUUAUACUCCAAUGGAUAAUAUGUCUCAAAUGGAUAAUAUAUCUCCAAUGGAUAAUAUAUCUCAAAUGAAUAAUAUAUCACAAAUGAAUAAUAUAUCACAAAUAAAUAAUAUAUCACAAAUAAAUAAUAUAUCACCAAUAGAAGAUUAUUCACAAGCUGAUAAUUACACUCCUAAUAUGAUGGAUCCAAAUAUUUGUAAUAAUUUUAUAGGCUGUAAUAAAAAUAAUAAAAUGAUGAAUACAAAUGCUGUUCAUGAUUAUGUAAUACCUAAUGAUUUAUAUAAUAUAGAAAAUAUGAAUGUGAUGGGUAAUAAUAAUAUAAAUUAUGAAAAGACAAAAAGGACAAGAAGAAAAACAUCAGAAAAAAAUAUGAAAACUGGAAAAAUUACUAAAGAGGAAAUGGAACUAUUGAAAAUGUAUAAUAAUGAAAAUAACAUAUCAAAUAUAACAAAUAUGUCAAACAUAUCAAACAUAUCAAACAUAUCAAAUAUGUCAAACAUGUCAAAUAAUUUAAUAAAUAAUGGAAAAUAUUCUAAUGAUUUAUUUUUUCAUCAAAAUGGAUUUAAUAAUUGUUCUUUAUACAAUGAUGAAAAUAACAUGAAUUGUUCAGAACAUGUCAAUAUUAUUCCAACUAAUCAUAACAAUAAUAAUAUUUUAUGUUCAAACAAUCAAAUCAAUACCUUUUCACUCAACAAUAAUGUAAUUAAUUAUAAUGAUGAAAAUACCAGUACUACUAAAAAAGGAAGAAAAGGAAAUAGAAAAAUAAAUACACCAAAAAAUAUAGAAAAAAAAACACCCAAAAAAAAUUCCACAGUAAAUAGAAGUAAUAAUAAAAUUAUCAAAAACGAAAGUGAAUUUGAAUAUCUCUUAGAAUUAUCAGACAAAGAAGGACCCAAUUUAGAUAAUCCAGAGGAUUUAAAAUGUGAUGUAGCUGGAGUAUAUUGGGAUAAGAGAAGUUGGAUAGCAUCAUGGUAUGACAACGGGAAACGUUAUUAUAAAUCUUUCUCAGCAAAAACUCAUGGGUUCUAUAAAUCGAAAUUCUGGGCUAUUAAAGUUAGAUUGUCAAAGGUUAAAGGACAAACAAUUUUUGGAAAAAAUAGUAGAAAAAAUAAAAAUAACAAGACAGAAGUAGAUAAUACAAAUGGGAAUAACAACAAUGUGAAUAAUAUGAAUAGUGUGAAUAAUGUGAAUAGUGUGAAUAAUAUGAAUAAUAUGAAUAAUAUAAAUCAUGUAAAUAAUGUAAAUAAUGUAAAUCAUAUAAAUCAUGUAAAUAAUGUAAAUCAUAUAAAUCAUGUAAACAAUAUUAAUAACACAAAUAUGAAUGGCUCCUCUUUAAAUAAUCCUCUCUUGAACGGAAUGAAUAUGAACAACCUCCAUAUUAACAAUAUGAACAGAAAUAAUUUAAACAUGAACAAUAUAAAUAUGAAUAAUGUAAAUGACAUCAACAAUGUAAAUAUCAAUAACCCAAAUAUUAUUAAUGAUAAUCAUAUGCCUUAUCACACUCCUAUUAUGCCAGUUAAUAAUAACAUACCCCUUAAUAAUUUAUAA